Labrus bergylta (ballan wrasse) is the source of this 5519-nucleotide messenger RNA. It is a transcript of the gene b3gat1b, whose product is annotated as beta-1,3-glucuronyltransferase 1 (glucuronosyltransferase P) b. Gene Ontology annotation, biological process: carbohydrate metabolic process; chondroitin sulfate proteoglycan biosynthetic process. Lineage: Eukaryota; Metazoa; Chordata; Actinopteri; Labriformes; Labridae. Gene Ontology annotation, cellular component: Golgi membrane. Gene Ontology annotation, molecular function: galactosylgalactosylxylosylprotein 3-beta-glucuronosyltransferase activity. The record is from RefSeq and is a predicted model, not a curated record.
UCUCAGUCUGGGAGCACCGGCGCACAGCCACAGCUCUGGAGUGCAUUCUCGGGACAUGCAGCUACACCUGUAAACCUCGUUCAUUCAGUCUGUGGCGCAGUGAUUGUGUGCACACAGCAGCAGCACCUUUAGGUGUGUUUUUAAAGCUGUGUUGAUGAGAUCGUUGGAGCUCGGAGGCAAAAGGAAGCAGCAGAGGAGGAGAGAACGACAUGCAGGGACGUGGAUGCUGAGCUGCUCCAGUCUACAGUCAAGGGGCCGGCACUGAGGACGAGACCCGACCCCAGGAUUGAAUAGCAGCGCCCACCGGAUGCUGACAACCGAAUCCACCAGUUGUCAACCCAAACUCUGCUGCUCAGAUGUACGCCAAACACGCUCCAACUCCCCGGGAAGAGAAGCUGAUGGAUUGUUCUGCUCAUCUCAGCUGACACAUCAAGGACCUGAAACUUUGACAGCAGCAUCAUCAUUAACGCAGAGACCCGGCAGGAUUACACUGUGAGACCAAAGAGCAAUAACACACAGCUCUAAUUAUCGAAUGAAACACACAGCCUCCUCUUCUCCAGGCCUCCGCCCUUCAGCUGACCAUGUGUGAUGGAUAUGAACAAAGGUAGUGCGAUGACUCAGGUCUGAUCCUGGAGAUGCCGAAGAGACGCGACAUCGUCGCCAUCGUGUUGAUCGUGUUGCCGUGGACACUGCUCAUCACUGUUUGGCACCAGAAUGCCAUCACUCCUCUGCUCGCCGCUCGGAAGGGCAAAGAUGACAGACGUGAUGGUCGCUCCGGCUCCAGGAACACUUUUGCCUUCAAAGAGUCCUGCUCUCUCCAGAACCGGGACAUCGUGGAGGUGGUGCGCACUGAGUACGUCUACAGCCGGCCUCCUCCAUGGUCUGACAUCCUGCCCACCAUCCACGUCAUCACCCCCACCUACAGCCGACCCGUGCAGAAGGCCGAGCUGACACGUCUGGCCAACACUCUGCUUCACGUCCCCAACCUGCACUGGAUCCUAGUGGAGGACUCCCAGAGGAGGAGCGCUCUGGUCAGUCGACUCCUGCAGGAAACAGGGCUGAACUACACCCACCUCAACGUGGAGACACCCAGGAACUAUAAAGUAAGAGGGGACACCAGGGAUCCCAGAAUACCUCGGGGUACCAUACAGAGGAAUCUGGCCCUGCGGUGGCUCAGGGAGACAUUCGGCGUGAACAGCAGCCAGGCGGGGAUCGUCUACUUUGCAGACGAUGACAACACCUACAGCCUGGAGCUGUUUGACGAGAUGCGCUCCACUAAAAAGGUGUCAGUGUGGCCUGUGGCCUUCGUGGGCGGCCUUCGUUAUGAGUCGCCUAAAGUUAACACCUUCGGAAAGGUGUACGGCUGGAAGACUGUAUUUGACCCACACCGGCCAUUUGCUAUAGACAUGGCCGGGUUCGCAGUGAACCUGCACCUCAUCCUGUCUAAACCUCAGGCUUACUUUAAACUGCGAGGAGUGAAGGGAGGCUAUCAGGAGAGCAGUUUAUUAAAGGAGCUGGUCACUCUCAGCGACCUGGAGCCUAAGGCUGCUAACUGCACCAAGGUUUUAGUAUGGCACACACGGACAGAGAAGCCUGUGCUUGUAAAUGAGGGCAAGAAAGGAUUUACAGAUCCUAAUGUGGAGAUAUGACAGAAUUCUAUCACAGAGGAGGGGUUUUUCCUUUGUACUCCACCUUGGAUUCACAUCCUCAGAGCUUCUUAAAGCAAUAGCCGAGGUCAGAAAUGUUAUCACAGCACAGUAGCUGCUCUUCACCACUCACCAAUGGAGGUACACACCAGUCCACCGCUGGAGGACACAUAAGCCAUGUGCGUGAUCCGUCCACAGAGUAUCAAAGCACAACAGCACAAAACAAGCCGACUUGUUCGGCUCGAAGCGCUGGCUGAUGCGAGACACUGGUUUGAGGUGCCAACAGGAGCCUGCCAACUGAUGUCUCCCCGGAGAGAUGAGACAAAGGAUGCUGCGCGAUUUCAAACUGCACGAAGAGAUGCCACUGCAAGCAAUAAAGAGCCCUGUGAGCGCAGAACACACCAGCCUACCAUCCAAUUAGCAUUAAAUAGGGCCCUUUUGUUCUGGAGCGAGCUGGCUGUCGGGCACAGGGCUGCACAGAUGAAUAAAGGGGUCCUUGUUUAAAGUGAGUCAGCACUGACUGACAGACUGCAUUGAGGGGAUCUGAGCCCUCCCCGCUUGUACUGUACAACACUGAGCUAUUUAGAUAGCACCCUGAACCCAGCACUAAUUAGGAGUCCUGUUACUUCUCCACACACUCACUCUGCACAUGUUGAGCACAAACACAUGCACUUAAAAACACGGAGCAAUGAUUUAUUCCAGCACUCCGUUGUGUUAGAGUCUUGUUUAUUUGUUAUAUGCUGUAACAUUACUGAAGUCUGCUCAUAUCCAAGAGAAAAUACAGCAUUUCUAUGAACCUGUCUACUUCUUCAUAAGCUAAUUAAGAUCCCAGUGGGAGCACUGACGGCUUCUCAGCCCAAUUAUUUAUUGUUCAAAGUAACUUGUACCAUUAACUUCUCAGUCGUGAGCGCUGCUUGUGUGAGUCGACCGCAUACGAGGCCAUUAAUCUGAAAAUUCAUGUGCAUCCUUUUCAAAUAGCCGUUUUACACAAUCUAAUUAUUCCCACCAUGGUUGGCUGGCUGAAAGGGAUAACUUUAUUCCGUUGACUUGCAGUAGCACUUUUAAAAAAAUGCAUACUGUAAUAAUAAUCUCAUACUGUGUGACUGUUAAGGGAUUGGUCAGUAAUUUAUUGGUUAUUCAGGCAUCUGAAACCUUGAACUUAGAAAAAGGCUUUAUUGUUUGGAAGUUGUUUCGAUCACUCCUCAACUGCCUCUUUGUUGUUUUAUAAGCUACGAGGUUCAUUUACCAUUUUCUCAGAGAUGUGGAGGCUUUAAUGCCUUAAAAUGGUGUCCUUCUGUGUUCCAGGUAUGAAAAUAAAUUCACAAAGAGGAAAUCUGACAAAUGGUGAUAUUUUAAAUGGCUAUAUUUUAAGUCAAAAUAACAUAUUUGAUAAAUGAGCUAACCCCAGACAACAGCUAACAUUAGCAUACAACCACUUAUUUUCUGUUUGACAGUGUUACACUAAACGGUGACUCACAAAUUCCUAGCAAAUGGUAAUAUUUGCUAGCUAAAAGUUGUGUUAUAUAGCUGAAUGUAGGUAAGCUAAUGGCAGUGUUCACUUGGAGCUGUUGUGACAGUUUAAAUCUGGAGGAACAUCAGGCUGUAUUUAAAAUCAAAAACAACAUUUCACAACUCCUGAGCUAACAUCAGACAGUAGCUAUCGUAAGCAAACAACCACUGCCUAGUGUUACAAAGUAUGAUCCUAGCUAAUGUGGGUAAUGUUAGCUAACAAAAAUGUAUUGCAUUUACUCCAAAAACCAAACGUUUUUUGGACCCCUUAUCUCGUAAUUAUAGGAUCUGUAUCUCAUAUUUACCAUAUAAGGUGUCCGAAAGGUUUCUUGUAAUUAUGCAUAAUAAAAGCCUUGAGCUUGUAAAAACAUUUAAACCUAUGUGCAUCACUUUUUACAGGAUAUGUAAAAGACAAUAGUGUUGGGCAGUAACGUAAUUGUAUUUUAACUACAUCUUUCUAAAAGCUUUGUGGCUUAUUUCUGAAUCAAAAAGCUUUUCAGUAGCUUAGCUGUUUUAUUGAUUAGCCUAAAUAGUGUGGUAGCGUCCAAAUAAGCUUCCCUACAAUUAAGUUGAAGUGCGGUGGAGCACUCUUACUUUCCUAAAUCAAACUUUUAAGAAAGAGUAGAAGACACCAGCCAUACACAGACUUGAUAGUGACGUCUCAUUUUAAUCUUUGAUGCCCACGUUCCUGUCGCUGGCAAUUGUGCAGACAAGUGAGCGUACUGGAGAACACACAUUAAGGUGAUUAUCGAAGAAGCUAACCUAACCAACCCCUAUGCAGUUAGCCAUCGCCAGUGCAGUCUGUAGACGCCAGCUAGCAUCUUGUGAACAGCUAACUACAGAACAUGAAGGAGGUAAGAGGAGCUCAACACACAAGAAAACAGUAGAGAAGAUGGAAUCUUAGGUGAGGGGAGAAAGGGACAAGAUGAGCCAGAGAGGUAAGUCGAGCCAACUCCUGUUUGUAGGCUACUUUUAAUUUGACUGUUUCUUAGACCAGGGGUUCCCAAAUGUUUCAACCUGCGACCACCAAAAUAACGGUGCUAACAACUGGGGACCCCCCAUUGUUCCUGAAGGUGGUAAAAGAAUGUAAUGUUGCACACAGCCGGGCAGACUAUGAGGCCUAUCCAAAUAGUGGCAUUAGAACAGCCCAAAGAGAAUUACUAGAAGCAGAACACACGUAAUCUCUUGAGCUAUGUUUUGUUUGUAUUUUCACAUUAUUGGACAAGAUAUGCUAUUUAAAAAUGUGUAUAUGUUUUUGGAAUAAAUCUCGCGACCCCCUCUCAGUGUCUCGCGACUCCCAAAGUGGUCCUGACCCCCACUUUGGGAACCACUGUCUAAGACUGUUUGCUCAAAAAACAUUGAUUUGGCUGUAACAAAAACAAGUCAGCAUAUUAAAUGUAGAGUAUGUUAAACCAAAUGUAUUUAGUUCAAUUAAAAAAGUUGUUGAACAACCUCUGUCAUAGGGGAAAAUGGUUAAUUGUCAGUAGCUGGCCAAUUAGCCUCAGUAAAUAAGUCAGCAAAGUUGAUCUAUAUAGCACCUUUCAGGAGCAGGCGUCACAUUAAAUGAUGAAAAAAAGACAGCGCAAGAGAUAGCAACAGAAAUUAAAGACUCAUCAUUUUAGCACAGAGCAGUCCAACUCAAAAUACAAAAAAGCAUUGACAUUGACGUCACCAAAAUUGCUUCAAUAGUAAAAAUAUUAUGAUAAUGAUAAAUUAAAAAAAGCCUUAGGUGACAAGCUAUGUUUAACGUAUUGCUGAAACUCAUUACAUUUCUCCUAGUGGUAGCUUUGGUGUAGUGAAGCUUAUGUUGAGUAGCUCGUAGCUUAGCUCACUACAUUUAACCAGUACCUUGCCCAACAUAUGAAGAGGAGGAGAUCAUUUUUUAUUAUCCUGUAACUUGUUUCUCCAUCUUUGUGCAUGCAAGAGAGAUUUUUACAUAAAGUAAUCGAAGGUGUCUGAUCAUCCAUCAGACUGAGCAGUUUUUAUGAGAUAAGGGGUCCAAAAAAUGUCUUUGGUGAAUGCAAUGCACUUCUGUACUUAUCAGUCAAGAAAUUACUAAAUUAAAUCUUGUAGAAUUCCCUCAGAUUAUUAUUUUCAUACCUAUAACACAGCAGCAUAACUGAGCAUGAUGUCGGAGAAAAGAUGUCACUGUGAGAAUGUGAUUAAUUUCCAUGACUGCACUGCCCAAAAUAUUCACACAAGGAACAAUUUUUACAAUCAUGUCUAUAACAGCCAUCCACAAACAUAAAUUAUGACUCUAUAAGAGGAAAUCCAUGGUAAAGAGAACAAACUGAGUACUUCUGCUGUAUGUCUAAAGAAUCACAGUAAUUGAAGGUAGUGCACUGUAUGUAUAAAGUUAUAAAA